AUGGGCUGUAACAAGACCUUCAGCCAAAAUCGCUCCAAAGCAAAACAGGAGUGUCGGGAACAGAUGUCUCAGUCUUUACAAAAAGCACUGGGUAUCUCGGUUGAUCCAGAUCGAGUUCGGCUGAAGACCGAUAAAACUGACGACCCAUAUUACUGGGAUGGACCAGACGAUUGGGCUGAUGUAUUGAGUGAAAACCUGAGUACUCUCUCAAACGCAAACUUGGAAAGCCUCAAGGACAUCGUGAAUAAGGGGAUUAUACAUCCUAGAUGGAAAAGUCAAAGGGGCAACCUGACUGGCGGCGAUAAUACUGAUUUGCCCUAUGAAUUCAAAAUGAAAGAUCUCCAGUCGAUCAAUGGAAAGCAGCAAGAGGAGAUAGCACGUUUGAGAGAACAAUGUGGAGAUGCAGCGAAGAGGAUUUCGGAGGGAGAAAAGAGGGAAAAUGAGCUCCAAAACAAUGUGGAAAAGCUUAUUCAGGAAAAGGAGCAGUUUGAAAAGCAGGUAUCCUAUAUGCAAGACGGACUUCGACAAGCGCAAAUUACUACCGAGCAUUACCGAAUGUGCAAUGUGGAAUGUUAUAGCCGAGCUGCUGAGAUGUUGAAGGUAAUCGAUAGCUCCGGGCUGGGUAGAGUACAAGAUCCAGCUUUCCAGGGCGACACGGGAGACCCGUUCUAUUUUUCAAAUAGCUAG
Talaromyces rugulosus is the source of this 687-nucleotide messenger RNA. RefSeq lists its product as uncharacterized. Bases 1 to 687 code for a protein of 228 amino acids. Lineage: Eukaryota; Fungi; Ascomycota; Eurotiomycetes; Eurotiales; Trichocomaceae. The record is from RefSeq and is a predicted model, not a curated record. The transcript is spliced from 3 exons.